AUGGGUCCGAACAAAGGCAGAUCGCGCGCGCACCAAUCACAAACGAAUGCCCUGCCGCAGCCGUCAGACUACGAGACUGAUGCUCCCCAAAACAUCGACUACCCACCACCACCACCGCCUGGGCGCUCCAAUGAAGAGCUCAACCUCUCUGUAAUCCGCCGCCACUACCCCGAUGUUACUUCGAUACACUAUGUUGCUCCAUACGCCGUCCUAUACGCUUUUAGUCUCGAGACACAACAAUGGGAGAAGGUCGGGGUUGAAGGUAGUCUCUUCAUCUGUGGACUGGUGCCCUUUGCGACUGGGGUGGAGCGUUAUGGUGUCGUUAUUUUGAAUCGCCGCAGCAUGGACAAUUUCUACAUGGAGAUCACAGGCCCCGAUGGCUUAGAAUUUACGGACGAGUACAUCAUCAUGCAAGGGGAUCAAGUGUAUGGCCUGUGGAUCUUCUGCGAACCGCCUCCGAGCAGCACAGCCAACACACGCAUUGAAACCGUAGCCAAAAUUCAAGAACUAGCUAUUCUUCUGUCCCCAUGGGACGGCAACUAUCACUUAGGGGAGCUUUUCGGACAACAGCGUACACAGGACUCCGCGUGGAGCGUCGUCAAUCAUCACAACGCACACGCACAAGCACUGCACCAAGGCUAUCAACCUAUGCCGGGCCCACACCCCGGUCAGCCUGAUAUGCUUAGCCAUCUUUUCAUGAAAGCUAAGCAAGACUACAAUCAGUUUGGCUAA
Molecule: messenger RNA, 732 nt
Organism: Didymosphaeria variabile
Lineage: Eukaryota; Fungi; Ascomycota; Dothideomycetes; Pleosporales; Didymosphaeriaceae
Exons: 2
Coding region: 1-732 (243 amino acids)
Biological process (GO): deadenylation-independent decapping of nuclear-transcribed mRNA; deadenylation-dependent decapping of nuclear-transcribed mRNA; positive regulation of catalytic activity
Cellular component (GO): P-body
Molecular function (GO): mRNA binding; enzyme activator activity
Source: RefSeq, a predicted model, not a curated record